Drosophila bipectinata is the source of this 1965-nucleotide messenger RNA. RefSeq names its product collagen alpha-2(I) chain. The record is from RefSeq and is a predicted model, not a curated record. NCBI's taxonomy places the organism in Eukaryota, Metazoa, Arthropoda, Insecta, Diptera, Drosophilidae.
AUGAGUCCAAAGAGGAAACUCUUUAUUGUCCUGCUGUUGAGCCUUUUGGCGGUUGCCUGUUGGGCUGAUGUUUCACAUGUAAAACAUCACAAGCACCAUCGGCAUCAUCAUCACACCUCCAAGGAAUACGAGGAUGAGGAGCCCCACUACCUACCACCACAUGAGGAGAAGGAGGAGGAACAGCCAUUCUAUAAGAAGGAGAAGCAUACCAGUGAACGAGUGGUCUAUCACAAGGAGGAGGAGCACGAGGAGCCCAAGGAGCACCACCACCAUGAGGAACCAAAGAAGCAACGGGUUGACCAUUACCAUCACUACGACAAGAAACCAGAGGUGAAGACCCAGCACAUCCACUACAAGCACAGCAAGCCGCAUGUCCGUACGGAUUACAGUCGGCGUGACCUCUUUACCCCAGCUGCCAGUGAAGUUGUCUACAGGCGCCGUCGUCCCAGCCGCAUCCUGUACGCCAGUGCCCCCAACUCUGUGUUCCAUACCCACACCCAGAUCAAUGUACAAUCUCAGGACUCGGAGCUUAACUCCCUCACACCGCCAGGCGCUCAGGAUCCGGCAGGAGCUCAAGCCCCAACUGGAGCUCAGGCACCUAUUGGAGCACAGGCUCCCGCAGCAGCUAGACCCAACUGCCAGUUCAUUGUGGCGGGAAAUGCUCCACCCGGCUGCGGUCCCUCUGAUCCAAUCGGAGCUCAGUUGCCCUCGAGUGCUCUGUCACCCACAGGCGCUAACGAUCCGGCAAAUCGACCUGUUGCUCCGACUGGCCAACUGGCUACUCUGGGCAAUGGUCAGAGACCAUCACGGCCAGGAUAUGCCGGAGGAUACGGAGGUGGCAACCGUCUUAACUUUUUUGUGGAUCCCUCGUUAGGUGCUCAGCUGAGCAAUGCUGCUGGAGCUGGAGGACAACAGCAGGCAGGAGCUGGUCAAUUGGCAGGAGGGCAAGGAUUCAACAAUCAAAACUUUGGAGGUGCUCAGCUCGGUGCAGGACAAGGAUUCAACAAUCAGAACCAGGUCGAUCCUUCAUUUGGAGCUCAACUUCCCGCCGCUGGACAGGCUCCUGUGUCAGCAGGAGCGCCCUUCGACCCUUCAUUUGGAGCUCAACUUCCCGCCGCUGGACAGGCUCCUGUGUCAGCAGGAGCUCCCUUCGACCCUUCUUUCGGAGCUCAACGUCCUGCUGCAGGACAAGCUCAACUAGCAGCAGGAGGUCCUUUUGAUCCUUCCUUUGGAGCUCAACGCCCUGUGGCCCAACGACCUCUCCAGAAUCAGUUCAAUAACAAUGGCCAGUUCGGAGCCCCUUUUGAUCCGGCAUUGGGUGCUCAACUUGGAGCCGCACAGCCUGCUCCGAAUCGUAGACCCAAUCCUGUGGGUGGUCAACUGGCAGCAGGUCAACAGGGUCCUUUUCAAGGAGCUGCCGAUCCCAGUCAGGGACUAUUCGACCCAUCCGUAGGAGCCCAGUUGGCGGCGGGACAAGUGCCACGCCUCAACAAUCGCCGGCCAUCAAAUCGACCCAAUUACCAGGGUUUGAAUGUCCUGAAUGGAAACGUAUUUGGUCAGCCGCAACUCCAGGGACCAACCAACGCUGUGGGAAACCAACAGGAUACGAACAUUAUCGACGGAAACUUCUACAGUGAUCCAAGUGUGCUGCUUCAUCACGGCCAUCAUCAUGGUCGGGCAUUGGUGCGGUUAACUGGAAAUCAGAGAUCGGUUCUGGUCCCCGAUGAUGAUGAUGCGGAUGACGAUGUGGACCCCGGUUUCCUGGCCCAGUUCGCCGCCAGUAAUAGGCAGUCACAAUAUGUGGCAGCUCCCAAGAAGCCUGGAUCUCACAGAAGUAGCUCCAAGCGGGGUAAUCUGGAGAGUUUGGACCAAGGAACUUCUGCCUCGGAAUAUGACACCGACUAUCGUGAAGAUGGCUAUCAUUACCAGAAGCCCAAACACACUUUUGAGUUUUAAAAUUUUUAG